AUGCAGGGGGAUGAUAUUUCCAACGACCCCUCUGCGUGCAAGGAGAUUCUGGGUGGUCUGGGCACCCCAUUUGAAGUUGAACGUGCCCGAAGUUCCAUAGUGGCGAACGCCAUUUUGGAAUAUUACAAGGCGUUGGGCCGCAGGGAGGAGGAAGCUGCUCGCUUGCGGGCCGAAGCAGAAGAGUUGGUGAAGGCUAUUCGUGCGGGUGCGGAGCAGCUUGAAAGAGAUAGAGCUGCUUUUGAUAAGCAGAAACAGACUGCAGAGUGGGCUGCAGCGAACGUUGCCUUGGGCAAAGAGAAGGCUGCAGCUGAGGUGAUUGCGGUUAAAGCGCAGCAUGCGGAGGCCCGGGCUGUAAAGGCGCUUGAAGAGGCCAAAGAAGCGGGGGCUCGUGUUGCAAAGGCCCUCGAGGAGGCCAAAGAGAGGGAGAGUCGCUCUGCUAAGGCUCUUGAAGAGGCGAAUGUUGAGCCCACCCGUUUGGAUCAAGUUGUUGCUAGCCUUCAGGCUGAAGUUCAGACCCGGGAGGUCGCGGUUACAGACCUCACAGCCCGCAUGACUGCAGCGGAAGAACGGGCUAAUGCUACUGUUGAGGCCAGAGAUGCUCUGACCUCUUCGCUCCAACAACUGGAGGCUGAUUGUGAGUAG
This is a messenger RNA of Helianthus annuus (common sunflower), 642 nucleotides long. Its product is annotated as translation initiation factor IF-2-like. Lineage: Eukaryota; Viridiplantae; Streptophyta; Magnoliopsida; Asterales; Asteraceae. Bases 1 to 642 code for a protein of 213 amino acids. The transcript is spliced from 4 exons. The record is from RefSeq and is a predicted model, not a curated record.